Molecule: messenger RNA, 1049 nt
Organism: Paramecium sonneborni
Lineage: Eukaryota; Ciliophora; Oligohymenophorea; Peniculida; Parameciidae
Source: the annotation of a GenBank genome assembly
UUAAUUUAAUAAUAAUUUAUAAAAUGUCAAAUAGUUAAGAGAGAGAACAAGAAUUAAAGUAAAUUCGUAGAGAGAUGUUGAAAGAUGCGGAAUAAAAUGCAUAAAAGUAAAGAUUUGGAUUGUUUUCUUCACCUGUUCCUUUAGGAUUGGGAGAUGAUAGUAUAGAGAUGAGAAAGAGAAGUAAAAGAAUGAAAAUAAAUCGUCUUAGUAUAAAGAGGAGAGAAUGGUAAACCGAUAACAGAACCAUCUAAUAUGAAGGUGAGUGCUACUCGUACUGGGAGAAUUAGAUCAUCAUAUUUUGGACCCUUGAGUUUUACAACAGUUGGUGAUCCAUACAUAGAUCCAGAAAAAGUGGUUGCACAUUAUGAGAAAUAGCAAAAGAAGUUAUAUAAUAAGGAGACUCCAUUUAAACCUGCCUCUGGUUAUAAGGAAUUGAUGGGGAGUUCUUAUUAACAUAUGAAGGAUUAUGAUUAUAAGAAAGUGGAGAGUAGAAAAUAAUCUGAUGGAAGAGUGUAUUCUGCACCUCGUAAUGUUACUACUAAUCCAAGAUGUAAGGUAAUGGAUAAAUCAAUACCAUAUAUGAUGGAUGAAUACAAUAGAUAUAGUGAUUUCGAAAGAGUAUUUAAAUUGUUAUCAUUUAGAAAGCAAGAAUGGAAAGUAAGAGUAAGGAAAAAGAAUAACCAUUUAGAAGUACUGUUUAAGGUGGAUAUACUUUUGAUAAAGAUAAGAAUUUAUUUGGAGAUACUAAGAUGCCAUAGACAAGUUAGAGAAAAUCUCCUUCAAUUAAAUAAGCUAAACAUGAAUCUGCUUUUAUACCAGCAAAUGGAUUAAAAAAAGGAUUUAAUGGAUUAUUCGGUCAUUAUGAAUACAAACCUGAUCCUAUGAAAGAAAUCAAACGAUAAUUUAGUUAGAAAAAAGAAAGAGAAUGUUUUAAGUAAGAAUAAGAAUAUUCUUUUAGACCUACAGAUUUAGGAAAUAAGACCAGACCUAAUCCAACAAUUUCCUGUUUCAAAAUGAAUAUUAGGAGAGAAAUGGCUGUUAAUUAUUGA